GCGGCCGCCCGGGCCGGAGCGGGGCAGUGCGGUGCCGUCCCUGCCUCCUUCCGCCUCCCUCCGCCCCGCCGGCGCCGAGGCCCCUUCCGCGGUGACGGAGCUCGGGAGACCCAGGUGCUUCAGAUGAGCUCCAGCUUUCUGUGUUUUCAGUUAGUUUCAUUUGAACUGAUAUUCAAUGGCUAGAAACAAGAGGUGACAAGUGGCUGAAAUGAAUAUGACUACUAUUCUACAAGAGAUCUUGAUUAAAAGGUCGCAGCAGAAGAAGAGGACUUCUCCCUUAAACUACAAAGAGAGGCUUUUUGUACUUACAAAGUCUAUGUUAACGUAUUAUGAAGGUCGAGCAGAGAAAAAGUACAGAAAAGGAUCUGUGGAUAUUUCAAGGAUUAAAUGUGUAGAAGUUGUAAAAAAUGAUGGUAUUAUUCCCUGUCAAAAUAAAUACCCAUUUCAGGUUGUAUAUGAUGCUAAUACACUUUAUAUUUUUGCACCAAGUCCACAAAGCCGGGAUCAGUGGGUGAGGAAUCUGAAAGAAGGAAUAAAGAACAACAGCAAUAUAAUGGUAAAAUAUCAUCCUAAAUUCUGGACAGAGGGAAUUUAUCAGUGCUGCAGACAGACAGAAAAAUUAGCGCCUGGCUGUGAAAGAUAUAAUCUUUUUGAAAACAGUGUAGUGACACUCCCUUCUCCAAUGCCAGAAAAAAAUACGCGAAGGCCGCCACCGCCUGUUCCUCCAGCUGAGGAAAAUGACAGUGAAGAGGAGGAGAUAGUGGUGGCAAUGUAUGACUUCCAGCCUACAGAACGUCAUGAUUUAAGAUUAGACAAAGGUGAAGAAUAUACAGUAAUUGAGAAGAAUGACAUUCACUGGUGGAAGGCAAGAGACAAAUAUGGACAUGAAGGAUAUAUCCCAAGCAACUAUGUAACAGGAAAGAAGUCCAACAACCUGGAUCAAUAUGAGUGGUACAGCAGGAACCUCAACCGGAGCAAGGCGGAGCAGCUCCUCAGAAAUGAGGAUAAAGAAGGUGGUUUUGUGGUGAGAGACUCAAGUCAGCCUGGCCUGUAUACAGUUUCCCUUUAUACAAAAUUUGGAGGAGAAGGCUCAUCAGGAAUAAGACACUACCAUAUAAAAGAAACAGUGACAUCACCGAAGCAGUACUACCUCGCAGAAAAACAUCUCUUUAACUCCAUUCCAGAAAUAAUUGAGUAUCACAAACAUAAUGCAGCAGGUCUUGUUACGAGGCUGCGCUACCCAGUGACCCCGAAGAAGACAACGGCACCAACAACUGCAGGAUUCAGCUAUGAGAAAUGGGAAAUUAAUCCCUCGGAGCUGACUUUCAUGAGAGAACUGGGGAGCGGUCUAUUUGGAGUAGUGCGCCUUGGGAAAUGGAGGGCACAGUACAAAGUGGCCAUCAAAGCAAUUCGGGAAGGUGCGAUGUACGAAGAAGACUUCAUUGAAGAAGCCAAAGUGAUGAUGAAACUAACACAUCCUAAAUUAGUUCAGCUGUAUGGUGUGUGCACACAGCAGAGACCUAUUUACAUCGUGACAGAGUUCAUGGAGCAUGGAUGCCUUCUGAAUUACCUGAGACAAAAACGUGGAGUUUUGAGUAAAGACGUCCUUCUCACAAUGUGCCAAGAUGUAUGUGAGGGAAUGGAGUACCUGGAGAGAAACAGCUUUAUCCACAGAGACCUGGCUGCCAGGAACUGCUUGGUGAAUGAUUCAGGAGUGGUCAAAGUGUCUGAUUUUGGAAUGACAAGGUAUGUCCUUGAUGAUCAAUACACAAGCUCCUCGGGGGCUAAAUUUCCUGUGAAAUGGUGCCCCCCAGAAGUUUUUAAUUAUAGCCGAUUCAGCAGCAAGUCAGAUGUCUGGUCAUUCGGUGUUUUAAUGUGGGAAGUGUUUACGGAAGGAAAAAUGCCCUUUGAAAAAAGCUCCAACUAUGAAGUGGUAACUAUGGUUAGCCAAGGACAUCGUUUAUAUCGGCCCAAACUGGCCUGUAAGCAGGUGUAUGAAGUCAUGAUGAUGUGCUGGCAGGAGAAACCAGAGGGACGCCCAACUUUUGAAGACUUGCUCCACAUAAUCGUUGACAUUGCAGAAAAUGAAGAUGCUUUCUGAAAAAAGACAACAUCAGCACAAGUGUAGAGAAGAAAUCACUUUCGAGAGAUGUGGCUUCAUCAUUUCUUUUUAAAGGCUUGGUCCUGUAGGCUGCUGGAUGCUGCUAAAUGGUGUGGGGAACCCAUAACAUUUGAUUCACUUCAUAUCUUCAGCAAUACUGGCAGUAUUUCCACUGAAAACUCAGCACUGCAUAGCCAAAAAAGUGUGCUGUUUAUGGAGAAAGAAAGAGAAUAUGACCAAAGCCCAGGAGCUUAAUUUGCAUUUACUGGGUUGGAUUCACGUAUGUACAGUCCAUGUUUCUGAGUUUCUCUUUACACAGGCAGUAGUAGUAGUAGUAGUGAUUUGCAUGCUUAAAAAUUGAAGGUAUCUUUAAAUGGCUACUUACUGACAUUCAAACGUUUCUAGAGACUCUCCAGAAACAUUAUUUUUCUCAGUUGAUGGGUGUUUUAUGAUGCACCAAGAACACAAAAUGUGCCUCUUUCAUUUGCACAUGGUAGGUUGUUAACAGCAGUUUCAGUUCAGUGUAACACUCCAAAGAAGAUUUGCUUCAGGACUGAGCCAUGAUAUGCCCCAAGCCAUUCUAGGCUGUUUGGUCCACUGGAGAUCUUGCAAGUUUAGUCAUUAUUCAUGAAAAAUCAGUCCAAUAUUCAGCACAACUGGCUGUCAGUGUACCAUAGUACCUUGUUUUGGAUUAAUUAUAAAAUAAUUUAUAUGCUGUAUGUAUUGUAAAUAUAUAAAUUCCAUGCGUUUAUUUAUAUAAACUGUGUGUUUUUCUCUUGAAAUUUUCAAACAAAUUUGUCCUACCUUGUCUUACAUACAACUGAAUACAUGGGUUUGUAAGUGAGGGAAAAUACACUCUCAGGUGUGUUAAAGGAGGGCUUGUCUUUGUCUGUCAUAUAUACGUACAGGGAUCUAACCUUUAUGUUUUUAACAGAAAAUGUCAUACUACAUGUGCGUGUAAAUAAAAUGAAUGUUAACUGUGGUUUGGAACAAUGUGUAAUGCGUUGCCAUUAAUUUACUGUCAGGACAGUGCAUUGUAAGCCAAACUUAUUGU
Molecule: messenger RNA, 3155 nt
Organism: Cygnus atratus (black swan)
Lineage: Eukaryota; Metazoa; Chordata; Aves; Anseriformes; Anatidae
Gene: TEC
Product: tec protein tyrosine kinase
Exons: 19
Coding region: 209-2101 (630 amino acids)
Biological process (GO): T cell receptor signaling pathway; adaptive immune response; regulation of platelet activation
Molecular function (GO): non-membrane spanning protein tyrosine kinase activity; ATP binding; protein binding
Source: RefSeq, a predicted model, not a curated record